Molecule: messenger RNA, 3464 nt
Organism: Chinchilla lanigera (long-tailed chinchilla)
Lineage: Eukaryota; Metazoa; Chordata; Mammalia; Rodentia; Chinchillidae
Gene: Gaa
Product: glucosidase, alpha; acid
Exons: 20
Coding region: 183-3041 (952 amino acids)
Biological process (GO): lysosome organization; glycogen catabolic process
Cellular component (GO): lysosomal membrane
Molecular function (GO): carbohydrate binding; alpha-1,4-glucosidase activity
Source: RefSeq, a predicted model, not a curated record
CCCGCGAGCCCGCCCCUCCGGCUGGCCGCGUGACUACGCGGGACUCUGCGGGGGUUUGCGGGGGUUUGCGGGGCGGCGGGCGCGCAGGUGAGCGGGCCGCUCAGGUGAGCCGCUGUCGGCGGGCGCGCGCUCUCAGGCCUCCAGGAACUGCCUGCACUGCCCCAGACAGGCAGACGUCCACCAUGGCUGUGCUGUGGCCACCCUGUUCCAGGCUGCUGGUGGGAGUCUGUGCCCUCAUCUCCUUGGCCACAGUUGUCCUCCUGGGGCAUAUCCUGCUUUGUGACUUCCCAGUGGUUCCCCAAGAGCUACGAGACUUUCCCCGAGGACUGGAAGAGACUGCCCAAGCUCACCAGCCAGGAGCUGGCAGGCCCGAGCCCCAGCACACCUGGGAACAUCCUGGCCAGCCUGGAACAGCACCAGCACAGUGUGACAUCCCUCCCAACAGCCGCUUUGACUGUGCCCCGGACAAGGCUGUCACCCAGGAGCAGUGUGAGGCCCGUGGCUGCUGCUAUGUCCCUGCAAGGAAGGGCCCAGGGGGUCCCCUGAUGGGGCAGCCCUGGUGUUUCUUCCCACCCAGCUACCCGAGCUACCGCCUGCAGAACCUCAGCUCCUCGGAAACGGGCUACACGGCCACCCUGACCCGUGCUACCCCCACCUUCUUCCCUAAGGACAUCCUGACUUUACGGCUGGACGUGUUCAUGGAGACAGAGAACCGCCUCCACUUCACGAUCAAAGAUCCGGCUAACAAGCGCUAUGAGGUACCCUUGGAGACCCCGAAAGUGCAUAGCCAUGCGCCAUCCCCACUGUAUAGCGUGGAGUUCUCUGAGGACCCCUUCGGCGUGGUUGUGCGCAGGAAACUGGAUGGCCGGGUGCUGCUGAACACCACCGUGGCUCCCCUGUUCUUCGCCGACCAGUUUCUGCAACUGUCCACCUCCCUGCCCUCUCAGUACAUCACCGGCCUUGCCGAGCACCUCAGCCCCCUGAUGCUCAGAACUGAAUGGACCAGGGUCACCCUCUGGAACCGGGACUUGGCCCCCUCGCCCAGUGCCAACCUCUAUGGAUCACACCCUUUCUAUCUGGCUCUGGAGGAUGGUGGCUCAGCCCACGGCGUCUUCCUGCUAAACAGCAAUGCCAUGGAUGUGGUCCUGCAGCCCAGCCCAGCCCUCAGCUGGAGGUCAACAGGUGGGAUCCUGGAUGUGUAUGUCUUCCUGGGACCAGAGCCCAAGAGUGUGGUGCAGCAGUACCUGGAUGUUGUGGGGCACCCCUUCAUGCCGCCAUAUUGGGGCCUGGGCUUCCACCUCUGCCGCUGGGGCUACUCCUCCACUGCCAUCCUCCGCCAGGUGGUGGAGAACAUGACCAGGGCCCACUUCCCCCUGGAUGUGCAGUGGAAUGACCUGGACUACAUGGAUGCACGGAGGGACUUCACUUUCAACAAGGAUGGCUUUGCAGACUUCCCAGCUACUGUGCAUGAGCUCCACCAGGGUGGCCGGCGGUACAUGAUGAUCGUGGAUCCUGCCAUCAGCAGCUCAGGCCCUGCUGGCACUUACAGACCCUAUGAUGAGGGUCUGCGGCGGGGAGUUUUCAUCACCAAUGAGACUGGGCAGCCCCUGAUCGGAAAGGUAUGGCCUGGACCCACUGCCUUCCCUGACUUCACCAACCCUGAGGCCCUUGACUGGUGGCAGGACAUGGUGUCUGAGUUCCAUGCCCAGGUGCCCUUCGAUGGCAUGUGGAUUGACAUGAAUGAACCAUCAAACUUCGUGAGGGGCUCUGAGCAUGGUUGCCCAGACAACGAGCUGGAAAACCCACCUUAUCUGCCUGGGGUGGUAGGCGGGACCCUGCAGGCAGCCACCAUCUGUGCCUCCAGCCACCAGUUCCUGUCCACACACUACAACCUCCACAACCUGUACGGCCUGACUGAAGCCAUUGCCUCCAACAGGGCCCUGGUGAAGGCUCGGGGAACACGCCCCUUUGUGAUCUCCCGCUCAACCUUUGCUGGCCACGGCCGGUAUGCCGGCCACUGGACAGGGGACGUGUGGAGCAGCUGGGAGCAGCUUUCCUACUCUGUGGCAGAAAUCCUGCAGUUUAACCUGCUGGGGGUGCCCCUGGUCGGAGCAGACAUCUGUGGCUUCCUGGGCAACACCUCAGAGGAGCUGUGUGUGCGUUGGACCCAGCUGGGAGCCUUCUACCCCUUCAUGCGCAACCACAAUGACCUGCACAGCCAGCCCCAAGAGCCGUACAGAUUCAGCGAGCCCGCGCAGCAGGCCAUGAGGAAGGCUUUUGCCCUGCGCUAUGCGCUGCUGCCCUACCUCUACACGCUGUUCCACCAUGCCCACGUCAGGGGCCAGACCGUCGCCCGACCGCUCUUCCUGGAGUUCCCCGAGGACCCGAGCACCUGGACGGUGGACCGUCAGCUCUUGUGGGGGGAGGCUCUGCUCAUCACGCCCGUGCUUGAGCCUGGGAAGAGUGAAGUCACUGGCUACUUCCCCUCGGGCACGUGGUAUGACCUGCAGGUGGUACCAGUAGAGGCCCUGGGCAGCCUCCUGCUUCCGCCCCCAGCAUCCCCCAGCCCUGCCAUCCACAGUGAGGGGCAAUGGGUGAUGCUUCCAGCCCCCCUGGAUACCAUCAAUGUCCACUUGCGGGCUGGGUACAUUGUGCCUAUGCAGGCCCCUGGCCUCACAACCACAGAGUCCCGCAAGCAGCCCAUGGCCCUGGCUGUGGCCCUGAGCACGAGCAGCGAGGCAUGUGGGGAGCUGUUCUGGGACGAUGGGGACAGCCUCGGGGUGCUAGAACGCGGGGCCUACACACAGGUCAUCUUCCUGGCCAGAAAUAACACCAUUGUGAACCAGGUGGAGCGCCUGACCGGGGAGGGGGCCGACCUGCAGCUGAAGAAAGUGACUGUCCUGGGAGUGGCCACAGCCCCCCGGCAGGUCCUCUCCAAUGACAUCCCUGUCUCCAACUUCACCUAUAGCCCUGACACCAAGACCUUGGCCAUCCCCGUCGCACUGUCCGUGGGAGAGCAGUUCCGCAUCAGCUGGUCCUAGUGGCAACAAUGCCCAUCUUUCCAGGGAGGCGCUAUGUGCCGGAGGCACCGAGCAUAGGACGGCUGUUGGGCCCCUUGUCUGAGUCCAAGACACACACACACACACCACUGUCAGCGCCCUCAGCCACUGUGUUAGGGCAUCAUAAGGUGAGGGUGAGUCUGGCCUCCUGCUCUGUCACCAUGUGCAGUAGUGUCACCUGCCACCACUGCCAUCUGUCCCCAAUGCCAGAGAAGGUGGUGUACUCAGGACACAGACGGUGUGUACUCAGGACACAGACAUUGUACCUGCACCAAGGUCAAGCCAUCUGGGUGCAGCAACUGUGAAUACAUUGAAAGGACAAAGCUGUGACGCUGUGGAGUCCAGAGACUUAGAAGGUGCUCCCUGAGCAGUUAUGUUUAAUAAAAGUGGCAUCGAGAACCAGCA